Molecule: messenger RNA, 1080 nt
Organism: Trichoplusia ni (cabbage looper)
Lineage: Eukaryota; Metazoa; Arthropoda; Insecta; Lepidoptera; Noctuidae
Product: leukocyte antigen CD37-like
Exons: 3
Coding region: 251-1066 (271 amino acids)
Cellular component (GO): membrane
Source: RefSeq, a predicted model, not a curated record
UAAAGAUUCUGUAAAUUAAAUUAUUGAAGAAUUUUUUCAAGAAAAAAGUAAAUGUCAUUUUAGCUUCUAGCAAUAAUAAAUUUUUCUUCAAUCAAACUCCAAGGCAUUGAACUCCAAGAACUGAUUAUUGAAUUUGAAAAUAAAACAAUAACAUUACAUGUUAUUAAAGUUGACAAACACGAACAUAAAUCUCACAACAGAAGAAGGUUUUUGAUGUGUGUAUAGAAAAGUAUAACAAAAAGAUUUAAGGAUGAGUAUGUCGCGAUGCUACUCGCUUAUGAAGUGUUUGCUGAUUCUCUUCAAUAUUAUAUUUUUGUGCCUGGGCAGCGGCGCGUGCGGGUUCGCGGCGUGGGCGCUGUGGGACGGGCACGGUAACGAGGGCGCGGCGGCACGGGCCGGGCUGCUGGCUGUGGCCGCGUGGGGCGGCGCCCUGGCGCUGGGCGCGCUCGCGGCGUUGGCAGGCGCGGCGCGUGGCUCUGCGCCUCUGCUGGCCGCCGCCUUCUCGCUGCUGGCGCUGACGGCCGUGGCCGAGGCGGCGGCGGGCUGGUGGGGCGCUGCUCACCGCCCGCAGCUGCGCCGCGCGCUGCUGGACUCGCUCGACCACACCGUGCGCCACGAAUACGGCGUGCUACAUACUAGAACACAGUUACUUGAUGUCAUCCAGCAAGGGCUGGAGUGCUGCGGCGCGGAGGGCCCGCGCGACUGGCAGCACUCGGUGUGGGCGCGCGCGCAGGAGGGGGCGCAGGGCGCGGGCGCGGGGGCGGGCGCGGGCGACGCGCUCGACCUGUCGGUGGGCGCGCCGGGCGCCUACUACUGGGUGCCGGAGUCGUGCUGCGCGGGCGCGGGCGCGGCGUGCGCGGCGGCGCGGCGCGUGGCGGCGGCGUCGGGCGGCGGCGCGGGGCUGCACGGCGCGGCGUGCGGCGCGCGCGCGCUGGCGGCGCUGGCGCGGCUGGCGCGCGUGCCGCUGGCGCUGGCGGCGGCGCUGCUGGCGCUGCACGCGCUGGCGCUGCCGCUCACGCUGGCGCUGUGGCUGCGCGCGCACCCGCACCCCUCCUACAAGGCUUAGUGCCCUCCCUGCCU